AUGGGUGGAAGUCUGUCCAGAUCAGUUGACAUUGGCGCUGAGAAUGAAAUUGAAAACGAUGAAGAUCCUAGAGAAAUUCUCAGCAAGAAACUGAUCUUUUUGAGGUGAGCAUCUACUUGUUUCCCUAUUUAAAGUUCUGUUUACAGGGAUUCCAUGAUUCAAAUGCGCGGCCAAUUGCUUCAUUUUCAACAUGUUUACAAGUAUUGGCAGAGUGACAUUGAGCAAUUGCAGAGUGAAUUGAAAAUAUUGAAGAUGGUCAUUAUGGUGAUACACAAAUCGAUUGAAGACGUAAAAGCUCAGAAAAAUAUCUCCGAGCAGAUAAUGAGGAUUCUGAAGCCGAGAGUGGACGAAAUCAAUGACGUCAUGUGUGUAUUGAUGCUCGAAAUCGAUCAAUAUAAUAGUAAGACAGGACAAAAUACCAUUGACCAACUGGAAACUCUGAUGAACAAGUUGAAUCCAUUCGACAUUCCGAACGUCGAGAGUCUUGAAGAAGGGAGCAUCGAAGAGCCGAUCGAAACCGACCGAGUGCUCAACAGUAUUCUGAAGCAGCACAGUGAGAAGCACGCAAAACAAUUGGACAAGAUCAAAACGGCCAGAAUUCAGAUAGAAGUGAGAUAACUUUUGAUGUUAUUGAGGAAAAAAUAGAGUUGCAGGAAGAAACUGAAGUCUGCUGCGACAACGUGAAAAUAGAGAGAGGCAACCAGAAGAUUUCGACGAUUCUUCGGAAGCCAGUUGUUUUGUUUGUGAAUAAUCUGGAUGACGAGAAGACGUUGGAAACGUUGCGGAUUUUGAAUCAGAAUAAAGUGGACUACUCCGUUUUCGAUGUGGCUUUCGACGCAGAAGUCCGCUUAUUUGCCAAGGAUCUCUCCGGUUGCAAAUCUUUCCCCCAGUUGUUCGUGAACUGUAAUUACAGAAAACCGUCAGAACUCGGAUUUAUCAUGGCGGGUCUUCCAAAGCUUGUCAAUUUCAAUUGACCGCUUUUGUAGAGGAUCUUAUGUUCUCCCCGCACGAAUUAGUCUAUGAAAACAUGUACAUUGUGAAUGAUGUAAAUAACUUUCCUUAACCUAUCACUUUAUCAGUCUCGAAACUUAUUUCCAGCAAAGAACAUUCGAUUUCGUGCAAGUGUAAAUAUAAUAUUAUUGAAUUCUACGUCUUAUUCCCAUGGAAACAACGCGGAUAACAGAGUCAGAGUCGUAAACAGCUGGCGCGUGCUCCGUUCUCACUUACACUCAAAUGCGCUCCGGAUCUCUUGCGAAACGUUCAGAAUUUCUUCCUAUCACAAAAGUAAACGGUGACCCGCCAUGACGAGAGAAUGUUUACAUUUUGUUGUUUGUUCGCGCACUUCCUCUCGCUCCUCUACUCCGUGCCCACUGCGUGUUUUGAUCAUUUGACUGCCUUUUUCUCUCGAUCUCACGUGUUUUUCUCUCUUUCGCAACCGCAUUUGCUCAUUCUUAGCGUCCCGUUUCCCGUAUCCAACUUUUUCUUUAUUCUGCAGGAUAGAAUGGACUAUUCCGGCCCGUCUCUCGGCCUGGAAACCCCUAAACUCUGCUGCAUUCCGGCCCGUCCGUUGAUUUGUUUCCUCGCCGGACUCGAAGUUGUUCGCGGAAUCUUCUCGAUCGUCUGGGCUGAAAACUGGGCCGCAUCAGUUCUCUUCUUCGUGUCCAUCUUCCUGAAUGCCCUCCUUUUCUUCGGAUCCGCCCGUAACAACGAGCCCGCUCUGAAAUGGUCACUGCGAGUGGUUCUGGUGUGCGUCGUCCUGGCCGCAAUCCAGUUUCUGAUUUGGCCGGUCAUGUACUCCAGUUUGACUGCUUCCGGAAUGAUUGACAACUCCACAAUGGUCGACUAUGAAGACGAUCUCUUCAAGCCGGACUCUACCAAAAAACAGAUGUUCAUCCGCGGACUCAUUGCUGGAUACGCUUCGAGCUCGCCGCUGCUCUCCUCAUCGGAGGUCAGUAAAAGUCGAUCUUUUUCACGAUUAGAAGUCAUUUUUCACGUUUUUUUUCAGCCCAACUUCUAA
Messenger RNA from Caenorhabditis sp. 36 PRJEB53466, 2017 nucleotides. The record is from the annotation of a GenBank genome assembly. Lineage: Eukaryota; Metazoa; Nematoda; Chromadorea; Rhabditida; Rhabditidae.